AUGAAUGACUCGGAGAGUGACCCGUACGAAUCGGUACAAAACUCUGAGAGAUCCGAUAUCUCUGAUGAUAAUGAUAGUCAUCAGGAAACAGAGUUGCAUGACAACUCUAAUGUUAUUUCUUUAGAGGCAGAAUCUGAUGGAGAAAGAUUUGAUCCUACAGAAGGUGAGAAUUCAUUCUCGCUUGAUGGCAGCGUGGCUACUUAUUGUCAGAAAUAUUUUUAUCAACAUCUGACAGAAGACAGCAUCAAACGUAACAUUUUAGAAGCUGCCCCCGUGCCUGCGAAUGCUUUCUGUACACCUCCCAAAGUUGAUGAUUUUGUGGAGGAUUUCAUAGAUUGUAAUGCUUUGAACUUUUUGAAAAUGCAGAAUAAAAGCCUGACAUUUAUUCAAAAGAAAAUCGCUCAGAUUAUGGGGCCGUUGGCAAAAAUCUGGCAGGCUGUAGAUGGGGCACGGAAGGGUCAGGAAGAAAAUUCAGAGUUCACAGUUCUCGACAUGCUGAAACUGGUAGAACAAACAGUUGUUUUAGUUGGUCAAGCUAAUGCCACGUGUUUGUACGAGCGGCGUGUUAAUUUCUUGGCGAAAAUAAUGAAAGGUGUUAAGAAAGCGAAAGAACAUCUUAAGACUAAUGAGCAUGAUUUGAGUAGAGAGAAGGAUGUGCUCUAUGGUGAGACAGUAUUUAAGGCUCUUGACAGAAAGAGCAAAAGCAGAAAAAGAGCCAGAGAGUAA
This is a messenger RNA of Magallana angulata, 726 nucleotides long. RefSeq lists its product as uncharacterized. The transcript has a single exon. NCBI's taxonomy places the organism in Eukaryota, Metazoa, Mollusca, Bivalvia, Ostreida, Ostreidae. The record is from RefSeq and is a predicted model, not a curated record. The coding region runs from base 1 to 726 and encodes 241 amino acids.